Messenger RNA from Ogataea philodendri, 330 nucleotides. RefSeq lists its product as uncharacterized. The transcript has a single exon. The coding region runs from base 1 to 330 and encodes 109 amino acids. The record is from RefSeq and is a predicted model, not a curated record. Lineage: Eukaryota; Fungi; Ascomycota; Pichiomycetes; Pichiales; Pichiaceae.
AUGUCUUGUUCGAGCAAACUGAGACACUCUUUUAAGGACGGAGCAUUUUUCACACUGUCCCACGUGAGAGACGUCUGCGAGGUGCAAUACGAAGUCACGGGCGAACUAAGGGGCUUGACGAGCGAGGAGUUGGAUAUUAUUUCGUCCAAAGAUUCAGAGUCCACCGCAGACCAGGCAACCUCCAAAAUCUCGCCAGGAUCUCUGGAGGAAUGCUGUUCAUCGCAAGUGGUGGUUAUAUGGAGCACAACGAACGCCGAAGGGCUUGGUUGCACUGUCAUUGGGUUGGUUUGUAGAAUAUCGAUGAAAUUUUUUUUGAGUGGAGAAUCAUAA